Eublepharis macularius is the source of this 5824-nucleotide messenger RNA. RefSeq names its product phosphatidylinositol-4,5-bisphosphate 3-kinase catalytic subunit gamma (gene PIK3CG). NCBI's taxonomy places the organism in Eukaryota, Metazoa, Chordata, Lepidosauria, Squamata, Eublepharidae. Gene Ontology annotation, cellular component: plasma membrane; phosphatidylinositol 3-kinase complex, class IB; cytoplasm. Gene Ontology annotation, molecular function: 1-phosphatidylinositol-3-kinase activity; 1-phosphatidylinositol-4-phosphate 3-kinase activity. The coding region runs from base 101 to 3397 and encodes 1098 amino acids. Gene Ontology annotation, biological process: phosphatidylinositol 3-kinase/protein kinase B signal transduction; phosphatidylinositol-mediated signaling; cell migration. The record is from RefSeq and is a predicted model, not a curated record. The transcript is spliced from 11 exons.
CCCGGGCAGGUGCUGCUCAGUCGGCGCCGGGCGAGAAGGAGGGCAGAGAAGCGACCGAGGCGGCCCGUCGUGGCCGCAGGCGAGAGCGAUUUCCUGUGGCAUGGAGUUGGAGAACAGUGAACAACCUGUUGUUAUGAGAGAGGAUAACAAACGGCGGCGGAGGAGGAUGAAGCCCUACUGUACAGCAAGCAGUUUGUCUUCAACAGAGUUAAUAUCCAUUGAGUUCAUUCUGCCAACAAGCAACAUGCUAAUAGAUAUAGCCAGCAACUGUACAGUAGAGCAGAUGAAAGGGCAGGUUUGGAUGCGAGCAAUAGAGAGGAAUCAGAACUCUGACUUCUAUCAUAAAUUCACUCCAGAUCAAUUCGUUCUCCAGUACCAAAAGAAGGGACAGUGGUAUGAAAUUUACGACAAACAUCAGGUAAUACAGACCUUAGACUGUAUAUUGUAUUGGAAAGUGCUACAAAAGAAGGUGGGCAAAAUCCAUGUGGUCCAAAAGCAGAAACCUACAGAGGAAGUUCAGGAGUUUCAAAAGCAACUCAAUUAUUUGAUUGGCUAUGAUGUCACAGAUAUAAGUAACGUACAUGAUGAUGAGCUAGAAUUUGCUCGCCGCAGGUUAGUCACACCGCGGACAAUUGAAGUAUCUUGUAGAGAUCCAAAAUUAUAUUCCAUGCACCCUUGGACUACGUCCAAACCUCUUCCAGAAUAUUUGGUUAGCAGAAUUACCAAUAACAACAUUUUUAUAAAUAUACACCGAGGAACAACUAGCCAGAAGGUUAAAGUAUCCAUUGACGACACCCCAGACCUAAUCCUUCAGAGCUUUUUCACCAAAAUGUCAAACAAGAAAUCUUUGAUGAAUAUUCCUGAAGAAUACAGUGAGUUAGACUUUGUUCUCAGGGUAAGUGGCAGAGAUGAGUAUAUUGUAGGGGAGACACCGAUCAAAAACUUCCACUGGAUAAGACAGUGUCUUAAGAAUGGGGAGGAGAUUCACCUAGUCUUGGACAGUCCACCUGACCCAAAGGAGGAUGACGUUCAGAAAGAGGAGUGGCCCUUAGUCGAUGACUGCACUGGAGUGUCAGGAUAUCAUGAGCAGCUAACAAUAGACGGUAAGGAUCAUGAGAAAAUAUUCACUAUAUCUCUGUGGGAUUGCAACAGGAAAUUCAGAGUUAAGAUCAUUGGCAUUGAUAUCCCAGUGCUACCAAGAAACACUGACUUGACUGUGUUUAUUGAGGCUAAUAUUCAACAUGGACAGCAACUCUUGUCACAGAGGAGGACAACAGCUAAACCGUUUACUGAAGAAGUCCUAUGGAAUGUUUGGCUUGAAUUUGAUGUCAAGAUUAAAGACUUACCCAAAGGGGCACUUUUGAACCUGCAGAUAUAUUGUGGAAAAGCACCUCCAUCGACCACUAAGGCUAACCUCCAGUCACAUGAUCCUGCCAAUUCUGAUAUCAAAAGCAAAACUCAGCUCCUCUAUUAUGUAAAUAUUUUGCUGAUCGAUCACCGCUCCCUACUAAGGACUGGUGACUACGUGCUGCAUAUGUGGAAAAUCACGGGCAAAGGGGAAGAUCAGGGAAGCAUCAAUGCAGAUAAGCUUACAUCAGCUACCAAUCCAGAUAAAGAAAACUCAAUGGCUAUUUCAAUCGUUCUGGACAAAUACUGCCACCCAAUAGCUUUACCUAAACACAGGAUAGCUACUGAUGCCCAAGGAGACAGAGCUAGAGCUGAAAUGCCCAACCAACUGCGGAAACAGCUUGAAGAGAUCAUAGGUACCGACCCGCUCAAUCCACUUACCCCCGAAGACAAAGAAUUACUGUGGCAUUUUAGAUAUGAAAGUAUAAAGCACCCAAAGGCUUACCCGAAGCUACUUAGCUCGGUGAAAUGGGGACAACAAGAAAUAGUUGCCGAAACAUACCAGCUGUUAGCUAAAAGAGAUACUUGGGACACUAGCGCUUUGGAUGUUGGAUUGACGAUGCAACUUCUAGAUUGUAACUUCUCAGAUGAAAAUGUAAGAGCCAUGGCAGUGCAAAAACUGGAGGGCUUGGAAGAUGAUGCUGUUCUUCAUUAUCUCCUACAGCUAGUUCAGGCUGUGAAAUUUGAGCCUUAUCAUGACAGCGCAUUAGCCCGAUUUCUUCUGAAACGAGGCUUAAAAAACAAAAGAAUUGGACACUUCUUGUUUUGGUUUUUAAGAAGUGAGAUCGCACAAUCUAUGCAUUACCAGCAAAGAUUUGCUGUGAUCCUAGAAGCUUAUCUUAGAGGAUGUGGGAAAGCAAUGCUACAAGACUUCCUGAAACAGGUUCAAGUAAUUGAGCUCUUGCAUAAAGUCACAAUGGAGAUAAAGUUGGUUUCUGCUGAGAAGUAUGAUGUCACCCCUCAAGUUAUCACGCAACUCAAACAAAAGCUUGAGAAACUACAGGACAGUAAACUUCCUGAAUGCUUCAGAGUUCCAUAUGACCCUGGGCUGAAAGCAGGAGCGCUUGUGAUAGAAAAAUGUAAAAUAAUGGCCUCCAAGAAAAAACCGCUUUGGCUAGAAUUUAAAUGUGCAGAUCCGACAUCCUUGUCCAAUGAAACGAUUGGCAUUAUCUUCAAACAUGGCGAUGACCUGCGGCAAGACAUGCUUAUUUUACAGAUUCUACGAAUAAUGGAGUCAAUCUGGGAAGAAGAAUCCUUGGAUUUAUGUUUACUGCCAUACGGCUGUAUUUCUACCGGAAAUAAAAUAGGAAUGAUCGAGAUUGUAAAAGAUGCUAUGACAAUUGCUAAAAUCCAACAAAGCACGGUUGGAAACACAGGAGCGUUUAAGGAUGAAAUACUGAACCAGUGGCUUAAGGAGAAGUGUGUCAUUGAAGAAAAGUUUCAGGCAGCAGUGGAGAGAUUUAUAUACUCUUGUGUUGGUUACUGCGUGGCAACCUUUGUACUUGGAAUCGGAGACAGGCACAAUGAUAAUAUUAUGAUUACAGAAUCAGGCAAUCUCUUUCAUAUUGAUUUUGGCCACAUCCUUGGAAAUUACAAAAGCUUCCUUGGAUUUAAUAAGGAGAGAGUUCCCUUUGUGUUGACGCCAGAUUUCCUCUUUGUCAUGGGAACCUCCGGGAAGAAAACGAGCCCCCAAUUUCAGAAUUUUCAGGAUAUCUGCGUGAGGGCUUAUCUCGCUCUUCGGAAGCACACCAGCCUCCUCAUCAUCCUAUUUUCCAUGAUGCUAAUGACCGGCAUGCCUCAGCUAACAAGCAAAGAAGAUAUUGAAUACAUCCGCGAUGCCCUCACAGUGGGAAAAAGCGAUGAAGAUGCAAAGAAAUAUUUCCUGGAUCAGAUUGAAGUUUGUAGGGACAAAGGCUGGACGGUGCAGUUCAACUGGUUUCUACACCUCGUUCUGGGAAUCAAACAAGGGGUGGAAAAGCACUCUGCCUGAUGAGACUGUGUGCACGGGAUAACUACUGGCAGGGAGGCGUCUUCAGCAUUUGUGGGCUCAUAAGUUUUAUCUAGGGUGACUCCAAAGGCUUCUGAGAGCUUUUUUUUUUUGCCAAAAAAAAAUCCACAGCAGUUCUUCCAGAAUUUAGUUUUUGCAGGAGCUGACUCUACAAAGCAGUAAGUUAUUUAAUGUAAACAGAAGCCUUGCUGAUUCUUCCAUUUUUUCCUGCUGGCCAUAGGUAUCAUUAAAUAUGUUAAAGUCAGAUGGCAGCCUCUGCAGAGGCACUUCAUGCUUAGCUGAUUAACUCACAUUUGAUGUUUAGAAAGCCAUCUGAAGAGAAUAUGGUUCCAGGAGCCACCUUUCUGAGAUGUUACUGUUCAGAAUAACUUGAAAAGAAAACCAUUUUUCUGCCUUAAGCUAUUUAAUUUUUUUUAUAGUAGUAAUUGUACUGCCUUAUAAAUAGUAUUCUAAAGUUUGUAAGACAUGCAGAAAUUAAGUUCUUGACAAUUUAUUUUGGGUACGAAGCUGCUAGGGCACAUUAGGAACUUUUUGGUUCUGGCUGACCUCCAUAGAUGUCUCGUUGGAAGUUGGGAGCUACUUCAUAAUUGUCCACAUGCCAAAGCGCUCCAGGUCACCAAUCUCUCUGGUGACCAGUCACUUUCAGAUAAUCUCAUUGAAGAGAGAUGAAGGAGGGAUGAAUUGGAGGACCCAAUUUGUGCCCGGGGUGGGGGGGAGUAACUACGUUUAGUGGGCAGUCGCAGAACAAUCUUAAGCAGAGUUACAAUCUUCUAAACCCGUUGACUUCAGUGGACUUAGAAGGGUGUAAUUCUGCUUAGGGUGGGACAGCACAUGGCCAGUAAAAUGCCAGUCUAGUCACUGAUUGGACUUCAGUGACUUGUGUUGAGCACUAACUGUUGCUUGAAAAAUAUGAAUCUGUGCCCAAGAGUGUCCCACGUACUGGCCGUAGGGAACUAUUGUUUCCCCAGAACAAGUUUCCUAAAUCUGAUUCUUAGCAAUGCCUAUUAGGUUUAAAGAUUUCAGACUUUCUUCUGAAAUGACUUACUAAAAUGUUCAGCAGUUUUCAUUUGUCACAAGCAUGAUAAAUAUUCUAAGUCUAAAGUAUAUUCAGUGAAAUUUUGCUUGAUCUUUAAAAAGAUUUGCAACUGUGGUACUUGCUUCCUGGAAGAAACCCUUUCUUUUUACCAAAUGCUUGAAAAGCCAAAAGGUUAUUUAUUUUUCCCUAUGCCAGCUUAGUUUUCAAAGAUACACCAGUGCCUCAAUCCAGAGAUGUACUGCAGACACAGCCAGCGGCUUGAGCAUGCUUAGAAGCUGUUUGAGCAGUGAUUUUACUACUGUUACCGACAACUUUUUAAACUCCCUCGAGUUUCAAAAGUAGUGACCAAGCAGCUUGGGUGGCUGUUGUCGGAAGAACUAAAAGUUCAAAGUCUCUUUGGUCAUGCAAACCUAAACACAUGACUCAGAUAAAAGCUAAACUUUGUAUCUGUGUGAUGGCAGGGGUUGUUUUCUUAUUAUUUCAGUUAUUGGUUUAAGAACAGAGUAUUUACCGAAAGAUGGGACGUUGUUUAAUUAUGUUGAAGUAUUAAAUAUAAGUAAGGAGAAUAUAUAUUCAGAUAAAUACUAGAUUUAUUAACCUUUCUUCUUGAAGGUUGCUGGAAUUUAUAUAGCUACAUCCAGGGCUUUUUUUUCUGGGAAAAGAGGUGGUGGAACUCAGGACCGCACAAUGACAUCACUUUGGGUCAGCUGGAACAAGGGGGAGUUUUUAAAAGUUUAAAUCGCCCUCAUCAAAAAUGUCUGGAGAUCAGGGGGCGGGGCCACCAGCCAUGUGACCAUUUUCUAGAGGGGCCGGAACUCCGUUUCACCGCGUCCCACCUGAAAAAAAGCCCUGACUACAUCAUUGAUAGAACAAGUUUUGUCUGACUUAAUUUAUAUUUACUAAAAUGUUUUUUUCCAAAGCAAAUACAGUUUGAAAUAGAUUUUUAAUGUAUUAUAUAAUCUGCUGAUCCAUUAGUGUGUCUCAGCAUGUGCAUUAAAUGUAAAAGGAAAACCAUACCUUUUGCGUGCGUGCUUGCGUAUGUGCACACAGACACAUGCUUUCAUUGGGGUGGUUCUGUUUUCAACACAGAAAUCCACACAAUUGUCACAUACUCUCAUCUGUGUCAGCGGAGACAUUUCAACCCAUUUGUUUUUUCUUCUUGAUUUCAGCAGUUGCUCUGAGUGCAAGGAUCUUGGUGUGUCACUGCAAAAGUUAAAAUGUUAUUGUUAAACCUAAUAGGGAACAUUCUUCCAAUGUUACUAAUAUAAAUUUUAAAACUUAAACUGUAAUCAUUCGUACUGUAACCAUUUUUGUUCUAAUUUUGAAACCAGUAAAUUGUAUAUACGGUUAGUGAAAUAAAGAAUUCUUAUGUA